Molecule: messenger RNA, 1509 nt
Organism: Fusarium keratoplasticum
Lineage: Eukaryota; Fungi; Ascomycota; Sordariomycetes; Hypocreales; Nectriaceae
Product: Amidohydro-rel domain-containing protein
Exons: 2
Coding region: 1-1509 (502 amino acids)
Molecular function (GO): hydrolase activity, acting on carbon-nitrogen (but not peptide) bonds
Source: RefSeq, a predicted model, not a curated record
AUGCGGACCUCCCUCCUCAGCGCCUUUUGGGCGGCGACUUUUGUCCUUCGAGCUCUUUCCAAACCCAUCCUGUUUGAGCAAGGAGCUGUCAUCACGUACGAUGAAGAAACUCAGUCGGUGCAGGUGAAACGCAAUCAUUCUGUCCUUAUCGAAGACGAUAGAGUGACCGCUAUAUUCGACUCGUCCAAGGGCAAUGUCAGUAUACCUCCUGAUACCGAGGUGAUCUAUGCUGGCAACGACAUUAUCAGCCCUGGCUUCAUCGACACCCACCGUCACGUCUGGCAAACCGUCCAGAGAAGCCUUGGGGGCGACAGUUGCCUGGCUGAAUAUCUUGGGCGCUGGUCAAGCUUUUCAUUGGCUGCAAGAGCGUUCACUCCAGAUGUCAUGUACUACUCACAACUCGCUGGGUUAUGUGAGGCAUUGAACGGGGGCGUUACGUCUAUUGUAGACAACGCUUCCGGAGCAUUCACCCAGGCAGUCUCUGACGCCUCGAUUCGAGCUACUGAAGACAGUGGGAUACGUAGCUUCCACGCAUACCACAUACGAAGAGGAAUUGAGGGCUUUGCCUUUGAAGACCAGCUGGCCCAUUACCAACACCUUUCAGGCCAAUUCGACAAAAAUGGCGGUCUUGUCUCAUUGGGUCUCGCAUAUGAGACAUUCGAUACGGGGGACUCCACGGACACUGAGGUCCUGAUAAACCUGGCAAGAUCAUCAAACACCACUUUUAUACAGACUCAUUUCGUCGGUGGACCUCUGGGUUUGGAAAACAGUCCUUCACUUUUGGCGAGGCUCGACCUACUUAACAGCUCAUUCCCCGUUAUUUUCGUUCACGGCAAUUCUGUCACCGCGACUGACGCCAAUCUCCUGCGUCGCUUCAACCACUAUAUAUCCAUGGCUCCCGAGUUCGAGAUGCACCACGGCCAGGAUAACUUUAAUCCUUCGCUGGUGCAAGACCAGGCUGCUCUGAGCGUGGGUACUCACUAUUCAACUAGUGGAGAUAUCAUAACUCAGGCUAGGAUCUGGUUGCAAUCUGUUCGUCAGCAGAUCUACCAGAGAGUCCUCAGAGAUUUCCAGUUUCCGGCCAAUAACCCAAUGUCUACCAAACAAGCUUUUCACCUUGCGACUCGUGCUGGAGGGCUAGCCCUGCGUCGACCAGACCUCGGGGUCAUUCGUGUGGGCGCCAAGGCCGAUAUCGCUGUCUUUGAUGGGUCGGCACCUGGCCUACUUGGCUGGGAAGAUGCUAUCACAGCCGUCGUUCUUCACUCUAACAUCGGUCAUAUUAAGCAUGUGCUUGUCAACGGUGAAUGGAGGAAACGGGAUGGGCAACUCUAUUGCGCUCUAAACGAGACUGCUGUGCAAGCCGAGUUCCUGAAGUCUGCACAAGCUGUGCGGUCUUUUUGGUCAAGUGUGGAAGAGCCCAUGUUUGAAGGAGAGGCACCCGGGACGGGGGCGUUGUAUCGCCAGAUUGAGAAGGUCGAUGUUGUUCGAGGUUCUUUGGAUGGAUAUUAA